GUUCCCUGUUAUAUAGUUUGUAAUCAUCGGAAACUAUGUAUAUUAGUUUGACGAUGGUAUCCAUCGCGAGUUUCACGGGUAAUUCGAAAGCAUUUGAAUUAAUAAUUCGUUCGUAACCGAUAUGGAAUUUCGCCGAUUACGAGCUGGAGGAAUUCGCGCGAAGGGAUAAAUAUUCGAACGGGCAAUUUGCCUUGUCGAUCCGCGCCAAUUGAUCCCACCAAAUCUGCCGCUCGCUUCUCGGUUGCACAACUCGAACGGCGAAAAAGAAGAUUGCUCAAUUCCCCUUCCUUCCCGACACUUUGUUUCAAAAAGUUGAAAAAUAUGCGGCGUGCAGAUACGCGUAGAAAGAAUUUUGAAGGUAUUAUCAACGCGCAAAACCUUUAUUCUAAUUAAUCAUCGGACCGUGGAUAAUCUUUUUCCAAUAGGUUGCCGAGGACAAGAAAGAGACGAGAGAGGAGUAGGGCGGAAUCAAGAAAACCUAAGUUUCACGAGUGAUAAAGCAACGUAAUUUACAUAAUGGCGGAAAAAAAGUUUAUAACGCAAUAAACGUAACGCUAAUACAACGUUCCAUGAUAAAUCCGUUAAUAAUUCACGAGGCGAUCCGUCAAAAAUAUUUCAUAUUAUCCGUUAGCAACGCGCAUCGCUGAUAUUAUCAUCGAAUCAAAGAGAUAUAUUUCUGGAGAGUGGAUGGGAGGGAGAACGUGUGCGAGGGAGAGGGACGAAUUGGUUGGGCGAAGAAAGAGAAGAGUAUUUGACUUUCCAUCGAAUCGAUAGAUUACAAUUCAACCAGGAAUGAAUGUAUCAUGCGAGCGAGCGGUACGCGGAAAUGCAAUAAAUUCAACAAUAAACUGUAUUGCCACACUGGGAUGCGGCUAUUCAGGCGACAUAUUGACACUCGUUCGCUCUAUCGUCGAAAACGGCCAAUUUAUUGCUCAUUAAUCUUGACGGUCUAAUUUACAGUUACAGAUCGUACGUAUGAUAGGGACGGAUUUCUUUAAUGGAAUCGAGUGGAAGCCGACAUGGGAAUAAUUGUAGCCCUAUAACUCUCGAAUUAUCGCUAGAUUUUCACCCUGAUUAAAACUGCUAAAGCGUCGUUGAACGCCCCGUUUCGCCCCGUGUAUACCAUAGUUUCGAUAAUUUCCGAAAAUAGGAAAUUAAAAUCCUCCAACUUCGAGACGCGGAUACUUUGUCGUCGUGACGGAUUUCGAAAUUCUAAAAACUUCUCAGUCCGUUUUCCAAUCGGUUUUUAUCAACGUUUUACGUCACGAAGCGCAACACCGCCGACACCGAUCAAUGGACUUGGCGAAAACUAGAGCCAUUGCGACGACUUUGAGACGAAGGAACGUUCCACCAUUUACCUCUCACCACCACCUCUCGGGAUCGGAGACAAGCAAUGACGGACAAAUUAAUGCUUUAACGAGCUCUUUCUUUCCUUUCGGUGGAACGCUCUUAUAAAAUAGGAUUCUCGCGAUCCGGCGCAACAGUCCAUCGGCAAUCCUUCGUGGGAGAAGAAAUGGAGUCGAAGGCGAAGAGCCUGCUCCUCGUCCCUGCUGCGGUCUUGCUGCUAGCCCUCGCCCUCGAUGUCGCACAAUCGACGAGCUAUCACGAUCCAGACAACGAAGAUGCUGGCAGCGAACACGGACACGGGGGAGGUGGUGGACACGCUCAUUCCUUCCAUCACUUCUCUGGGCCAGUGGUGGGCCAUCACGAAGAGAUCACGUGGAAGGGCAAACACGGGCAUCUCCAUCACGACUACAGGGCCCAUCCCAAGUACAAGUUCGCGUACGGCGUGGACGACAAGCACACGAAGGAUUACCACGGGCAGAAAGAGCAACGCGAUGGAAAAGAAGUGGAAGGGGAGUAUCAUCUUCACGAACCUGGGGGCAACGUGAGAAGCGUUAAAUACCACUCGGAUCCUCACGGAGGUUUCUUCGCGGAAGUUCACAAUUAUGGAGGAAAUGACCACUCAGGCGGCACUUAUGGUGGACAUAAACACGGAUAAAUGACAACGUUUAUUUGCUGCGAGAUUAUUGUUAUCUAUAUACAGUUGUUGAACUCGUAUGUUUUAUUUUCAUUAGAUCCAAAUUAUUGUUUUUAUUGUUGUUGUUUUAAAAAUUAAUCGUUUUAAAAAUAAACCAGCAUAUAUUGGAAAUCCAAUAAUAAAA
This is a messenger RNA of Apis cerana (Asiatic honeybee), 2165 nucleotides long. RefSeq names its product cuticular protein 11 (gene CPR11). Gene Ontology annotation, cellular component: extracellular matrix. The record is from RefSeq and is a predicted model, not a curated record. Lineage: Eukaryota; Metazoa; Arthropoda; Insecta; Hymenoptera; Apidae.